GCCGAACGAUGGAGAGAUCUGAGCCUAGUGGCCUAUAGCGGGGAAGGAUGGCCUCUCCCGGCGGCAAGUUGAGCCUCCGUGUUCGCAACAAUGCCCUCAGCCGGUAAGAAGAGUGAAGAAGACUCCUCCGAUCAUGCUUCACUUCAUCCCCCAGGGCGCAUGUUCGCGUGGUGGAGGCCAGGGAGCGAAAGAUGGUUGAGCAGGAAAUCGAGAAGGCCACGGAAAAGGACGAGAAGAUGACCUUGGGGGGCGGCGUCAAAGCUGAAAUUGGUGGUCUGGAGAUCGGCCUGGAGGCCAACAGGGGCAAAGAAACAUGUAUGUGAGAGGCUGCAGGAGACGCACAGGGCACUUUCCUUUGCGUUGUUCACAGGUGAGAAGACGGAGGAAAAGAGCUUUGUUUGCAUUCAGUACGGCAAACUGAAGGAGUCACGCGACUGGUGAGAAACAACUGACGUCUGGGAGUGUGUCAGCUGUGUCAGAAUCUCUCUCUCCCCCUCCAUCAGGACGACAAUUGACCCCGGCGAGGAAGCCGUUUUGUCGAGCUUCGACUCCCCAUACAUAUCAAUCUUCAUUGAGGACUCCAGAUUUCAGCUGCUCAACCAACUCAUACACCCAGAAGAGCACCAAUACGCCAUCGCGCUCAGAAGGGUGAGGACCAGACAAUACAUGCGCGAACGCUUUCAUUUCGCUAUUAUGUCUCUCUGUUCCUUCUUCCAGGCCAAUCCGCCGUAUGUGUCGCUCCUUACUGAUACUCUCGAGGUGGCAAACAUCGAAGCCAAGCAGAAGCCCUUUCGUCUCAACAACCUCACCACGAAGCUCGUCUUGACGGUAGUGGAGACCAUGGCCCGUGGCACGUCGGUCGCGCUUCAAGAAAAAGUGAGCCGUGAGCCGCAUGAAGAGGCCGAUCCCUCGCAGCUAUGGAUUCGGCAAAUCGACACAUUCUGCCCCAAAGGCGCUUUCCGUCUGGUGCCAAAGGCAUUUCCUGAUCAGACGCUGGCGGUGAGUCCAUUGAUGGACAACAAGCUUGUCCUCAAUGUCCCAACUGCCAAGACAGACUGCAAAGACUGCAAGGGAGAGGCAAAAUAUGAGCAAUGGACCAUGGUGGCAACAGAGACGCAAGACAUUGUGCAGCCGACGACAGAGGGAGGCUGGUGCAGCCUGUUCUGCUGUCAGCCCUGCAGAGAUCAGCUGCCCGUAUCCACCGACAUGGAAUCCGGGCAGGGGACGGAGGAAAGGAGGGGUAGCAGCAAAUUCGAUGAAGAAACGGUGACCAUCAAGUGUGUCGGGCUGCCAGAUCACAUGAUGAGCGUCCAGACUGCCGGCAAGGGCAGCGGUCUGAUGAUGGCAAAGAAACACGAGAGCGUCCCAAUGGAGGCCCUGUGGCGCUGCAGCCAGCCGAUUGUGGCCGAGAAAGGUAGCGAAUCAAAAACGAAGACUGUGUGGGCCACUCAUGUGUUCCCAUUUCUGUCUCAGGUCAAGAUGUGCUACCGGUCGCAACGGAGGAGGUCGGUGACAUGCAUUCACUCACUGAAUGGCGCUCCCUGUACAGUAUAGUUGACUAUCCAUUCUUGUAGAUGACCCUCUUCGAAGCCUGCGCACAAGGCAAUAGGGAUGCUGUCAUGCGAGUUAUCAGCGUCAACGGGGUCGAAUGCCUGCAGGAAACCGACGAGGUGAGACACUACACUACAAAGUUGUCCACAACGCUGCGAAAGCGUGUAGUGUAUUGCAGGAGGGCUUCACAGCGCUCCACUACGCCGCACAGAACGGCCACGUGGACAUCGUCAAAGAGAUAGUCGCCCAAGGGGGCACAGACCUUAUCAAAAAGAAGACAAUCGUACAGGUGAGCCAACAUAUAUGAUGGCCGAUAACGAGACUUGUCUUGAGACGUCAGUUUUGAUUCCUACAAGUGCGAGCCUACUGUGUUGCAUAUUGCGGUCGAGAAGGGUCAUGUGGCAGUCGUGAAGGCUCUCGUGGAGCUGGGAGGGAUCGAUAUGUUGACAACGCUCAGAGAUAAGAUAUGAGACGUCGUGAUCUAUUAUGGAUCUGCGGCCGUCUUGUUUUGUGUGGUUGCAGUACGAUUCCACUGCUUUUCACGAUGCCGCAGGGUAUGAUCAACUCGAUGUGAUGCGCGCGAUCUAUGCAUUCAAGGGCAAGCCAUUGCUGGAAUGCGUGGAAGAAGGACCUGUAAGUUGCACAAAAACUGAUCCCCUACAUGGUUUCGAUGCAUUGCUCUCUGUCUGUGAUGUAGGCCGGCCGUUUUCCUAUUCACAUGGCUGCUGGGAAAAGCGAUGUUGCUGUUGUGAACCAGUUGUUGGCGUGGGGAGGCACAAAGGAGCUUGAGAAACGAAACAAGGUCCCAGGUUUCCCACAAUGACGAGAGGGCUAUCUUGUGGUCUAUGUGCUUGAUGGCUGCAGAACAAUGACACACCCUUCAUCCUCGCUGCAAUGGGCGGGCACGUCGAUAUGAUGGAGGCCAUGUACGCCAAGGGGGGCAAACCGCUGCUCGAACAGGGGAACAAAGUGAGGAAAGGAACCCCAGUGACAGGCAGAUUCCAUGCGUUCUCCUGGCUGUGGUCGAUGGCUGCAGAAUGAUGACACACCCUUCAUCCUCGCUGCAUGCUGUGGCCACCUCGAUGCGUUGAGGGCGAUGUACGCAAAGGGGGGCAAGCCGCUGCUCCAACAGAAGGGAAAGGUAAGUCCUAUAAGACGGAUCAGGGGCCAAUAGAUUCGAUUGGUCCUCUCUCUGUGCUAUAGGGCUUAGGAUAUGCAAUCCACGCUGCAUCUUGGAAGGGCCAUCUUGAUGUGGUCAAGCAAUUGAUUGAGUGGGGAGGAAAAGCUGAGCUCGACAAGCGCUGGGUGAGAUGAAGAAGAUAUGCGACUCAGGAGAUUAUAUGCAACACAGGACACAUUUUUCAGCACAAGAAUGGGUGGGGUACGCUUCCCAUCCACGAGGCAGCCCUGAGUGGAGACCUUGCUACGUUCAAUUACUUGAUCGAUGUUGGCGGAAUCCAGCAAAUAGACAAGAGGGACUAUGUGAGUAAUGGGACACACAUAAUGGGACACAGGCGGCAUAUCCCGUUGUCUCGGUUUGUUAUGUAUCUGUCACAGGUUGGUUCAUCCACUUUCCUCUGGGCCGCAAGGGGGGGCAGUAUCGACAUUCUGAAAACGAUCCGCGACAGGCUGGGCCCGGAGGUGAUCAAAGAGAAGGAAGUGGUGAGAAGAAAGAUAAGCAACAAUGGCUGCAAUAUAGUGGCCUUGUUUUGUUUCCAUUAUAGUGUUCUCGUCUCUCGGCACUCCAUCACGCCGCUGAGAAGGGUCACGCUCCCGCAGUCUGGCAGCUGCUUGAAUGGGAAUCCGCUGAGGAAAUCGACAAACGUGAUAGUGUAGGCUCUUGUUCAUGGCCUUGGUAUCUGGACAUUAUGAGAUUUGAUCUGUUCUUCCGGUUGUGGCAGACAUCGUAUACCCCUUUCAUUCUUGGAGCUCUGAAAGGUCAUCCGAUUGUGAUGAAGGUGCUGUACGAGAAGGCUGGAGCCCGCUUGCUGGAGCAAACAGAGGAGGUAGGGGCGUUUGGCUUCCAUAAUGGAAGCUCCCGUAACCGCCUGGUUUCUGGCUGUGUACAUUUGUGUCCAGGAGGGCUUGUUCGCUAUCCAUAUCGCAGCUGAUCGGGGUUAUGUCGAUGUGAUCAAUCAGCUGCUGGAAUGGGGCGGCAUAAAGGAGCUCGAGAAACGCAGAGACGUGAGUUUCUCUUUUUAUGCAGAAUACACCGACAGCGAUUGUGCCGCUACGCCUGUGUUCGAUGGUUGCAGGACAGUAGCACACCCUUCCUCCAGGCUGCGCUCGCUGGUCAAGUCGAGGCAGCGAGGGCGAUGUACGCCAAGGGGGGCAAGCCGCUGCUCGAACAGAAGGGACAGGUAGGUCGUAUAAAAGUGAUAAUUCCGACUACUAUGUGUAUGUCUGCAUGUAGUUGGGCCAAUUCCCUAUCCAUAAAGCUGCUGCCGGUGGUACGCUACGUGCUGGUAAACCAGGUCAUGUUGCUGUAGUGAGGCAGCUGUUGGAGUGGGGCGGUCUUGGCGAGCUUGAGAAACGCGAUGAGGUACCUUCUUCUCUGGGCAAUGCAUCUGUUGGCGGGUGUUCUUGCUAUGUAUGGAUGCAGGACGAUGACACGCCCUUCAUCCUCGCUGCAAGGGGCGAGCACGUCGCUGUAAUGGAAGCCCUGUAUGCCAAGGGGGGCAAGCCGCUGCUCGAACAGCGGAACAAAGUGAGGAAUGGAACCCCAGUGACAGGCAGAUUCCAUUCGUUAUCGUGUCUCUGUUUGAUGGCUGCAGAAUGAUGACACACCCUUCAUCCUCGCUGCAAUCCCUGGCCACCUCGAUGCAUUGAGGGCGAUAUACGCCAAAGGGGGCAAGCCGCUGCUCGAGCAGAAGGGACAGGUAAAAGUCGCACAAAACUGCUCAUGUAUAAUUCCGACUACUUUGUAUAUGUCUGUGUAGUUCGGCCGAUUCCCUAUCCAUGCAGCUGCUGUGGGCACUACCGAUCCAACAAAGGCUGACACUCCAGGUCGUGUGGCUGUGGUGAGGCAGCUCUUGGAUUGGGGCGGCGAUGGCGAGCUUGAGAAACGCGUUGAGGUACCUUCUUCUCUGGGCAAUGCAUCUGUUGGCGGGUGUUCUUGCUAUGUAUGGAUGCAGGACGAUGACACGCCCUUCAUCCUCGCUGCAUGGAGCGGGUACGUCGAUGUGAUGGAGGCGAUGUACACCAAGGUGGGCAAGCCGCUGCUCGAACAGCGGAACAAAGUGAGGAGAGACACAUCUGCUGCUUCCUGUCCGUGCAAAUGAUGCACGUGUGUGUGGGUGCAGUUCGGCUAUUUCGCCAUCCACUAUGCAGCUGAAAAGGGUCAUGUUGCUGCGGUCAAUAAGCUCAUCGCCUGGGGGGGCCUUGGAGAGCUCGAACGACGAACCAAAGUAAGGGCAUCUUGGAUAUGCAACGCAAUAACGAAGGGGCUAUAUUGUGGUCUUGUGGUUGAUGGCUGCAGCUUGAUAGGACGCCCUUGCACAUUGCUGCACUGUGUGGUCAACUCGAUGUGACGCGAUUGAUGUACGCAAAGGGCGAGAAAAAGCUGCUCGAACAGCAGGGAGACGUAAGAAGCCGAGACAUACUUUGUGAAAGAACAUGUGAUUGCUUCUCGUCUGCUGUGUGCGGGAUGCAGGGUGGCAAAUAUCCCAUCCACUACGCAGCCCAGAAUGGUCAUGUGGCCGCGCUCAAUCAGCUGAUCGAGUGGGACGACGAAAACGCACUCGAUCGGCGUACUCAAGUAGGAAAUCUCACGUGGAUUGGUAUGGGGAAUAGUAUCCCAUCUGUCCCCGUGUUCUGUGCUACGCAGGUUGGUGCCUAUCCUAUUCAUGCAGCGGGUGCGGGCGUCCUUGGCGUCGAUGGUGAUUCUCCAGGCCACGUUGCUGUAGUCAAGCAAUUGGUCCAGCGGGGCGGAAGAGCCGAGCUCAACAAAUGCACCGUAGGCCUACAGUGACCUGAGCCUCUCAUCUCUCCACUUUCAUUCACUUGCUGAAGGCGGGCGGGGCCACUCCCUUCCACACUGCCGCGGUCAACGGCCGCAUUGAGAUAAUGAAAGCCAUGUAUGCUGCGGGCGGCAAAGCGCUGCUGAGUGCGAGGACCAGUGUAAGUGAAGAGUAGAUGCCACAUGCCAGACGUGAUGUUUGACUUUGUGUCAGGAAGGGUUGUUGCCGAUUCACAGAGCAGCAGGCGAAGAAGAUGUUUCAGAUGGCCAUAUUGCAGUGGUCAAGCAGUUGAUCGAGUGGGGGGGCGUCAAGCAGCUGAAAGAGAAAACCAACGCUGUGAGCAGUGCCCCCGUCAGUCCAUUCGUAUGUCUUGAUUUGUUGUGGGUGUGCGUGAUGCAGGGCAAGACGCCCCUGGACAUGGCGCAGAGUGACGAAAUGCGCACACUCCUCAAGAGCUACAAAUAGGCGGGUUCAUGGUGUGUUGAGUGUGCUCUGGGUCGGUAGGCGUAGGACCGUGUGGUGUGCCGUGUGUGUUGAGGAACUGACACGGCACAAGGAGUGUCUGUCUCUGUGUGCAUACUGGCUGCCCUCGUGUGAACAGAGAAUAGAAGUCGGAUGAAGCUCAUGCCUGACCUGAAAGAGAACACGUCACGGUCGAUGUUUGUGCCACAGCACACUUCACAGCGGCGUGCGGACG
Vitrella brassicaformis is the source of this 6207-nucleotide messenger RNA. The record is from the annotation of a GenBank genome assembly. NCBI's taxonomy places the organism in Eukaryota, Vitrellaceae.